AAGAAAUUUUACACCAAAAGAAGUUCUCUGAACCUCGACUGACAGUGUUUCCUGGGAAAGGAAAUCUGACAGUAUUUGUGAUGUGGUUUGAAGAUAAUGAAGAUUUACUUAGCAACUAUCUGACACAAACAGUUUCCUGUGUCGUACUAAUGGAUAACAGUUUCAAGAAUGUAAUCUGAAAAUUUUUCAAGAUGCCUGCCACUGAAAUGAGAUGAAACAUCCGGACAGUUUCUAAAGUUUAAAAUGUCCUCAGUGAAAAACAUCCAGACAGUUUCUUCAGUUAAAAAUGUCCUGAGGGAAAAACAUGAGCCCAAAUUCUACAUUUGAUGCAAUUUCAGCUGACAACUCCUGACUUGAUUGGACUUUGUCAUAUCUGUUAUCAAAGUUUAUGGUUGGAGGUGAAGGACGAAAAACAAAGAUGGAGUCGUGCUUAGCAGUUGAACGAGAAGUUGAGAGAGUCUUAUCGAAAUUUAGCGGUCUUCAAGACCACUCAAAGAAGAAUUUAGAGGAUUUGAUUUCGUCCAUUCAGAGUAUUCAAAAGGAACUCGACGAAGCUCCCGAUGAACAUGAAAUCACGCCAACACAAUCGCUGAUUUUGAUGCAGACGAUUCGCAAAAUAAAGGAGGCCAUAUCAAGAAUGGGACAGGAACAUAAGGACCUCCACAGCACUGUGUCGAAAGUUGGGAAAGCCGUCGACAGAAAUUUUGUGACAGAUUUCACAUCCAUAUCCCAAGACAGUAAUCUGGAGGAUGAUAAUAAAAGACUCCUGCUAAACGAAGUCAUCACCGAACACUUCAUGAGACAGGGGAUGCUGCAUAUUGCAGAUGCUCUCAUUGAGGAUGCAAAUUUAGAAAUCGCUCCUGACAAGAAGGAACCAUUUUUGGAGUUGCACAGAAUCCUCGGGGCCUUGAAGCAGAGGGAUUUAGCUCCAGCUUUAAGAUGGUCAGAAGAGAACAGAGACAGACUGAAUGAGACUCGGAGUUCGUUGGAAUUUAAACUCCAUCGCCUGCGCUUCAUUGAUUUCCUUAAAAAAGGUCCCUCCCACCAGUUACAGGCCCUUCAGUACUCGAGGAACUUUGCAGCAUUUGCAGAUAGACAUGCCAGAGAUUUACAGAUUCUGAUGGGGAGUAUGCUGUACCUCCACCAGGGGAUUGAAAACUCUCCAUACUCUCACCUCCUGGCUCCGAUAUACUGGGACGAAAUCUGUGAUGUCUUUACGAGGGAUGCCUGCACAUUGCUAGGAAUGUCUGUCGAAAGUCCAUUAAGUGUCAGUAUUCGAGCUGGUUGUCUGGCCCUUCCUCCGCUGCUAAACAUCAGACAGGUGAUGCAACAGCGACAAGUGUCGGGAGUUUGGAGCAGCAAGGAGGAACUACCAGUGGAGAUUGACCUCGGCAGAGAGUACAGAUACCACUCCAUCUUCGCAUGUCCGAUUCUACGACAGCAAAGCACGGAUACAAACCCCCCAAUGAGAUUGAUCUGUGGCCAUGUCAUUUCUCGUGAUGCUCUUGGCAAACUCUCCAACAACAACAAGGUGAAGUGCCCCUAUUGCCCAGUGGAACAGCUUCCUUCUGACGCCAAGCAAGUCUUCUUCUAAUUCCCUGUCUGAAUUUGUAAGACGGCCACAUUACCAAAGUCUCCUGGUGAUGACGGUAGCAGACAUAUGACCAACAUGUUGUCAAAUGUAUAUAUAUAUUAUCUACAUGUACAUCAGGGUUAAUCUAUUGCAAGGGUGUUUUAACCAUUUGGAAAUUGAAGUCUUUUGAUGUACAUCUGUUUUAUGAUCAGGAGAUUUGGUGGUUCAUUAAUCCAUCAGCUGUGGACGAGCAGUGAGGUAGUCUAGAGCAAGAAUUUUUGUGUGACUGCAAUGUCGUACAAUAAGUCUUGUGUGAACAUGACUGUAGGGUCAUACGAUGCAGAUCUUGAUGACAUGGCUGUAAGCACCACAGCUUAGUGUUCUACACUCUGAACAAACAUUACAGGUUUAUUAUGGGAUAACCCGGCCUUAAUUCGGGGAUUGUCUGAAGUCACACGAUUAAAAGACUCAAUCACUAACAGUGGAGUUCAAAUCAAAAGAAACCUUCCCUGUGAGAAGAUAUCUGUGUUGUGUAUGAGAUAUUUAACCUGUUACUCAUUACUGUGUGGAUUUUUUUGUAUACUAGCCUACAUGUACAUAAACAAGGAUGAGAAUGAUUGUCUAUUUCUGUGUGUCUUAAAAUCAAUACUAAUGUAGAUCGAUCCUCAUGUGAUUUCAUUGGUUUUUGCAAAAAAUCUUUAUUGAAUUAAACUUUGCGCUUGAUAGAAGUAUAUUUUUCAGAGGAAUUUUAUUCACUGUAUAAAAUUUUCAAAAAUUGGUAAACUGUUGAUAGUGAAAAAUUUCAUAUUUUCCAUAGAGAAUCAAUUAUUUAUAAUUAUGAAAAAUGUUGUCACGGGCAACUGUUAUGUUGGUAAUUCCUCUACUGUAUGUCUAUCAUACAAUAUUUUCCUUAAUACCCACAAUUAAUUUAUACAUAUUUAUUAAUAAGCAAUUUUCAAAAACUGACGACUUUAAAGAUUUAUCAUUUUAACAAGUUUUUAUGUAUUUUUUAUUCUGUUUUAUCAAAACAUGUGAUUUUCUGAUCUUGACCUAUACUUCUGUUUUUGUUAUGUCUGACAUCUUAAAAAAGGUGGCAACAUACUCAUUUUCUUUGGAUAAUUAUUAAAUCAAACUAUAUUGAGUGGAAAUUAAUACAGUUUUUCCACUUUCAACCAUUUAGUCACAAAAUAAAGUGGAACUAUCUUAAAUCACAUUUGAUUUGCUAUGUAUUACAUGUACUUAUAAUGAAUUCUCACUUACAGUAAAACACGGUUACAGUGAACAUGCUUAUAAUAAAUUCACACUUACAGUAAAACAUGGUUACAGCAAACGCAUUUAUAAUGAAUUCAUGCUUACAGUAAAACAUGGUUACAGCAAACACACUUAUAAUGAAUUCAUGCUUACAGUAAAACAUGGUUACAGCAAACACACUUAUAAUGAAUUCGUGCUUACAGCAAAGUGAUUAUGAACUUAUUAGAUAUAACAAAUUAUGUUUAUAACGAAUCAAAAAAAAAUUCCCCAGCACUUCGCUUUAAGUGUGUUUUACUGUACACUGGUAUUUUAAGAUGAACAAUUCCCGAUGAACAUAUUAGAUAAAUUCAAUCUUCCUUUGCUAGUCCAAUCCAAAACAUUGUGAUAUGCUAUUCCAUACUAUUGGGUAAUUAAGAGUUAUCUCCCUCAAGAUCAGGAAAAUUUUUAUGUCUUGUCAUUUAUUCCUCUAGGUCACAGCAGUGUUUGUUUACAUCAUUCAGGAAAUCUCAAUGUGACAAAAAACUAAAGCAAACAGACUGCUUUAUGUAGAAAACAAAUACUGACUAAGCUUAGCAUGGUUAGGUAACUUGUGUCAGGAGACAAUUUUGAAUAAGAUAGAAUUGCAAUGUUCUUGUGUUAGUAUUUGUUCCGCAGACAUUGAGGGAGAAAUAGACAGCCCCAUUUUCUGCUCCUGCUGACUAUAUCAGUCAGUUGAGACAGUGCUGUGUGUUUGUGAAUACCUGUAAUGUAACUAUCUGAAUAGAACCAAUAAAUUAUUUUACAAACAGA
Ostrea edulis (European flat oyster) is the source of this 3613-nucleotide messenger RNA. RefSeq names its product E3 ubiquitin-protein ligase RMND5A-like. The coding region runs from base 389 to 1594 and encodes 401 amino acids. The record is from RefSeq and is a predicted model, not a curated record. NCBI's taxonomy places the organism in Eukaryota, Metazoa, Mollusca, Bivalvia, Ostreida, Ostreidae. Gene Ontology annotation, cellular component: nucleus; cytoplasm; GID complex. The transcript has 10 exons. Gene Ontology annotation, biological process: proteasome-mediated ubiquitin-dependent protein catabolic process. Gene Ontology annotation, molecular function: protein binding; ubiquitin protein ligase activity.